Molecule: messenger RNA, 951 nt
Organism: Fonsecaea nubica
Lineage: Eukaryota; Fungi; Ascomycota; Eurotiomycetes; Chaetothyriales; Herpotrichiellaceae
Exons: 1
Coding region: 1-951 (316 amino acids)
Molecular function (GO): peptidyl-tRNA hydrolase activity
Source: RefSeq, a predicted model, not a curated record
AUGGCUGACUGGAGCGCGCCGCAGGCAACGCACGAGCAGCACAAGCCGUCGAAUUCCCAACCCUCGUACACUCAGUACCACGAUCCGUUGCAGGACAUAUUCUGGCCUGAACCUGUCGAUCAUUCUGCUUGCGACUCCCCUGUGGAAGCAGAAGUCGACCCACAAGCCCAACCUCAACACUCACCACCGACGCAAAAUGCCAUCAAGAGACGGCCAGUCAAACCCAUAAUCUCCCCUUCUCCGAUUGCUGCUGCAGGGGACGAGUCGGCGCUCUCACCUAUCAUCCCAUCUCCGCUGCGCAUUCGCAAACCCAAAGUUCCAUCGGAAAAAUUGCCGAUGCGAAACGUCCGUCUCCUGAUAGCCUCUCUAGGCAACCCCCCGCCAUAUCAUUCGACACGUCAUUCAGCUGGGCACAUCCUGCUGAAACACCUCGCUUCGCGCCUGGACCUUCCGCCACUCGCCAAGUCGAAGCUGCUCGGCUCUGGUCUGGUCAGUUCUGGCGCCGACGUCGGUCGCGAUGAGUACACUCUCUGGCAGAGCGGGAGCAUGAUGAAUAUUUCGGGACAGGGCACGUUAAAAGCGUGGAAACAAUUCAACAGUCUGCACCCUGCAACUGAUGACACCGUGACUGCGCUGGUCAUUCUGCAUGACGAACUUGAGUCGUCGUCCGGCACGAUCAAGUUGCGCCGGGGCGAGUCUUCACCAAAGGGUCAUAACGGGAUCAAAUCAGUACAGUCGUCGCUGAAAUCGGCGGGCUUGUUGGCUGCCAUGGGCGACCGGUUCAUCAAAGUUGGCAUUGGCAUCGGGCGUCCGUUGUCGCGAGAGAAGGAUGACGUGAGUGCGUGGGUGCUGGGACAAUUGACACACGUGGAGAAGGGCAAGAUUGAGGCAGCCACGGACAGCUUGGUGGCCGUGAUGCAGAGUGAGAUUCGCAAGCUGGAGAGGUCUUGA